Serinus canaria (Common canary) is the source of this 1123-nucleotide messenger RNA. It is a transcript of the gene CD9, whose product is annotated as CD9 molecule. Gene Ontology annotation, cellular component: membrane. Bases 358 to 831 code for a protein of 157 amino acids. The transcript has 8 exons. Lineage: Eukaryota; Metazoa; Chordata; Aves; Passeriformes; Fringillidae. The record is from RefSeq and is a predicted model, not a curated record.
ACUCGGGGCGUGGGCACUUGGAUUUAGCGCUGGCUCCUGCAUGGAAAAGUACUGUGAGAGCUGUUUGUAUGCCUGAUGGAUAAGAGCAAAGUGUAUGGUUCAAAAAGCUGGUUUUUCUCUGGGCUGUUUGCCACGGUGGAAUGAGGUUGGAGCUGCGGGAAGAAGCCGCGUCUGGAGUCAGUCGCAGCACUGCCCGUGGGACGAGCGAAGUUGCUGUGUUAAUGGCUUGCAGGGACAGCAGUGCUUGCAGUUGGACUAUGGCUUCACUUUGAUUCACAAACCAAAAGCGUCCUUGAACUGGAAUCUGACACGAAGUUUUAUACAGGUGUUUACAUCCUUAUUGGAGCUGGUGCCCUUAUGAUGCUGGUUGGUUUCUUGGGUUGCUGUGGUGCAUCACAGGAAUCUCAGUGUAUGCUUGGCCUGUUCUUCUUCUUCCUUUUUGUGAUUUUUGCCCUUGAAAUUGCUGCUGGGAUCUGGGGAUUUUCAAAUAAAGAAAAGAUUAUUGAUGAGUUAAAGGAGUUCUACAUGGACACCUACAGAAAGAGAGCUCAGACAAGUGCCAGAGACACCCUGAAAGCAUUUCAGUUCACUCUAAACUGCUGUGGCCUUACUGGAGCUGUGGAGCAGCAGUAUAUGGAUACCUGUCCAGCAAAGACAUUGUCUGAGUCAUUUUCUAUCAAGUCCUGCCCUGAUGCCAUUGAUGAUGUCUUCAAAUCCAAAUUCAACAUCAUUGGAGCAGUUGGCCUUGGCAUUGCUGUGAUGAUGAUUGUUGGCAUGAUAUUCAGUAUGGUUCUGUGCUGUGCCAUCCGCAGGGAAAGAGAGAUGGUCUGAGAGCUGCAAACCCAAGAUUCCUGCACUAUAAAAAUCUUCGCCAUUAACUUUUGUGUUCUGAGAGCAUUUCUAAAAUGUUAUAUAUUUGUUACCUUUUUAAUGCUUUAUUUGGUACUGAUGUAGGUCAGCUUUUUAUAUUACAGGUUAAAACUAUAAAGGUUUAUCUGACUGAAGACAAACAUUGUACAUAAAAUAUCUGACUUUCUUGAAACUUACAUAAUUUGGAUGUAAUUUAUGUUGGAGACAAUUUGAUACUUAUUAAUAAAGAGUAAGAUGUAUUGUUUGUGGGGAA